UCAACAUCUGGCGUCCAUCCGAUCGACCCAGGUCCCCCACUCAUUCGUGCUUGUGAUCUGGCCGCUGUUAUCGACCUUAACUCUUUAGACGGUCGUCUAGUUGUCACUCCAUCAGAUCAGCUUUCUCUAGUUGAUAAAUUCCCAGCUUCCGUUAAUAUUUUUAAUUCUGCUAAUAAAACUCUCCUAGACAAGCAACCAGUUUCCAAUUCAUCUCAUAUAGCCUCUUGGUUGUAUUCAGAAAUUAUUAGCCAGUGCUGCGCCAGCGUGGUUCAAUCCCGCCUGCGUCUCACCAUCUGCCUCUUAGUAUUGCUUCGCUGGCAAGCUAGGCACUGCUUCAAUCAAUUUGUGGCAUCUCCUGAAAAUAGAUUUUCCCGUGUCAUCCAGACUAAUGUUGCCGAUUUUGAAGUUUUAAGCUCGCUAGGUUUGCCUGAUUUUCAAGAGCGUCAUUUACGUCUGCAGUCUACGCUGAUACAGACUAUUCAACGUCUGGUUGUCACUUCUUGGCUGGUGUCUAGUAGACCAGUUCCACAGAUGUCGAGCUCCAUAGAAUCAGAACUGUAA
This is a messenger RNA of Protopolystoma xenopodis, 561 nucleotides long. Lineage: Eukaryota; Metazoa; Platyhelminthes; Monogenea; Polystomatidea; Polystomatidae. The record is from the annotation of a GenBank genome assembly.